Caretta caretta (loggerhead turtle) is the source of this 1379-nucleotide messenger RNA. Its product is annotated as rano class II histocompatibility antigen, A beta chain. Gene Ontology annotation, cellular component: membrane; MHC class II protein complex. Lineage: Eukaryota; Metazoa; Chordata; Testudines; Cheloniidae. Gene Ontology annotation, biological process: immune response; antigen processing and presentation. The record is from RefSeq and is a predicted model, not a curated record.
UAUUAUUGUUCUCAGCUUUGAUCUCCCCAUCAACUUCCCCCUCUUGAGCAGCAAUGGCCCCCAGAGGGAUCCCUGGGGUCGCCAGGAACUGCUGGGCUGGGGCUCUAAUAGUGGCGAUAGCACUGAGAACUCACAGAACUCAUUGCACAGACCCUCCAGAGCAUUUCCUGCUGCAGCAGAAGUCUGAGUGUCACUACACCAACAGCACACAGCGGGUGAGGUAUCUGAAAAGACUGAUCUGGGGCCAGCAGGAGAUCUGUUACUAUGACAGUGACUUGGGCUUCUCGGUGGCCCGCACGGAGCUGGGUCGGCCGAUCGCGGAGUAUUGGAACAGGCUGGAGUGGCUGAGCUACUUGUGGGCAUCAGUGGAGAAGUUCUGCAGUUAUAACCGUAGGAGAUUUAAGAACAUCACUGUGGAUAGGCGAGUUAAGCCCAGAGUGAAAAUUUCCACCCUGAAAGCAGAGUCUUCCCACCGCCCCAGCUUGCUGGUUUGCUCCGCAACAGGGUUUUAUCCUUCCGAGAUAGUGACCAAGUGGUUCAAAAAUGGGCAAGAGGAGACAGCUGGAGUUGUAUCCAGGGAGCUGCUACAUAAUGGAGACUGGACUUUCCAGAUCCAGGUGACACUAGAAAUGAAACCCAGGUGGGGAGAUGUCUACACCUGCCAAGUGGAGCACAUCAGCCUGCAAACGCCCAUCACCAUGCAGUGGGUAGCACAGUCUGACUCUGCCAAGAGCAAGAUGUUCAUUGGAAUUGGGGGCUUCGUACUGGGGUUGAGCCUCAUGGUGAUGGGACUCCUCAUCUACCAGAAGAGUAAGAAAGGGUACCUGUGCUUGGACACUGGAGAAUCUCGAGCUGCUGGGAGUGACAGGGGUAGCUCUACAAACUUACUCCUCUGUGACUAAAUUCUUCCAAGUUCUGUGAAGGGCCAUCUCUAAAUCUUCCUUUAACUCUCUGCAUUCACUCAUGAGCCAUUACUCUCUCCCUUCCCCUGGCUAGCUGUUUCACGUGAGCUCUUGCCCAGGUCAAAACUGUGCUGGCGGGGGGAGUCAUUGCUUUCCCUCAAUCCUAGCAGGUUCCCCUCCUGCCAGUUUUUCCUGCUGCUCUGCCCCAGAUUUAACUGCUCUGCAGUUAAAGAACCAAAGCGCUAGUAGAUCUGAGAUUGUCCCCCAGGGCCUGAUUUCAUGCAAGCUGUUGACUUGGGGAAUCUCCACUAGAAGAGGAGGGCAGGAUCCAGCUGUCAUAUGGAGCUGAGGAUGGAUGUCCAGCUACUCCAAGUGCAGCACAUACCCAGAUAGAAAAGAGGAGAAUAAAUAAUAAUGUUUCUAACUAAUGCUUUGCACUUAGAGAAAUUUUGUCUAAGGAUCCGAAAGGAUUUGAUA